Messenger RNA from Cephus cinctus (wheat stem sawfly), 1829 nucleotides. RefSeq names its product alaserpin. The transcript has 8 exons. The record is from RefSeq and is a predicted model, not a curated record. NCBI's taxonomy places the organism in Eukaryota, Metazoa, Arthropoda, Insecta, Hymenoptera, Cephidae. Gene Ontology annotation, molecular function: serine-type endopeptidase inhibitor activity. The coding region runs from base 357 to 1361 and encodes 334 amino acids.
CCGGCAAUUAAAAUAAUUUUUUAAUUCAGAAUAUGCUGAUAAAUGCCCUAAAGUUGGGUAUAUAGCCGAGCAAAGAAAACGAAGAAAUUAAUUUUUCAUGAGAUACCUCUGAAGAAGCACAUAUCCCAUAUGUAAGGGGCUCUUAUCAAGUGGGCCCAUUUUUCAUCUGUCUAACAGUGCUGUGCACAUUUUUGGUGACAUAUACAAAUGCAGAAAAAAUAGUGACCUCAAACAGUCCUCUGUCGGUAAUAGCGAGCGCUAGUAACUCCUUUGGCAUCGACUUCCUUAAGCGGUUACUGCAGGAGAAGACUGGAAAUAUAAUAUGCUCUCCCUUGAGCGUCAAUAUUGUAUUGGCUAUGGCUGCCUAUGGUGCCCGUGGAAACACUGGUUUCCAGAUAAGACAAACAUUGACGCUUCCUGAGGAAGACGCAAUAGGACAAAGUGGUUAUGAAUCUCUUAUCACUAGUUUGAAUGAUAUAAAGACCGUGGAUUUGCAAAUUGCUAAUAAAAUCUUUGUCGCUAAGAAAUUCGAAGUCAAUCCCGAUUACACGGCUAUUACUAAGGAUAUUUUCCACUCGGAAUGCGAGACAGUAGACGUUUCAAAUCCAACAGCUGCUGCAGCUACUAUCAACUCUUGGUGUGCUAAUAAUACGAACAAUCGUAUAAAAGAUCUACUCACUCCUGACGAUAUCGACAAUCGUACUAAAUUGGUACUGAUAAAUGCUAUUUACUUCAAGGGCAAGUGGAAAGAUAGUUUCGAUGGAAAGUACACCAGCGACUUACCCUUCCAUAUCAAUUCAAAUACAAUUAAGGAAGUACCGAUGAUGACAAUUACUUCCAUGUACUUGCAUGGUCAGCUUCAUAAUCUUGAUGCCAGAUUUGUUGAACUUCCCUAUAAGGGCGAUGAGGUCAGUAUGUUUAUAAUUGUGCCUAAUAAGAUUGAUGGGCUUCAGCGCAUCGAGAACAAUAUUCAUGACUUAGAUUUCAGUCGUUUAAAUCAGUAUGGUAGGAAUGAGGAAGUGAUCCUCUUUGUGCCAAAGUUCAAAAUUGAGAACACCAUCGAGCUCAAUAAUUUAUUGCAAAAGGUAGGUAUGGCUGAGAUGUUCACGGAUGCCGCUGAUUUCUCAGGCAUUGCCGAUACGCCUCUUAAGGUGAGCAAGAUCCUCCAGAAAGGGUUCAUCGAGGUCAAUGAAGAAGGCAGCGAAGCUGUUGCAGCUUCCGCUUUCCUCGUUAGACCGGCCUCGGCAGAUGCUGUUUACAAACCUGUGAUUCAAGUAGAUCGUCCAUUCUUAUAUGCAAUCGUAGACAGUCGUUAUAAAUCCAUCCUGUUCUAUGGUCGCAUACAGGACCCAACGCUGUGAUAUUAAUUAACUAUUUAACUCAGCAUCGAUUUAGUUUUAUGACGAUACUUAUUCCCUUUUUCACCAUUCUUUUACGUUCUGAAUGCAAUUUAAACGGAAGAAAAUAUUUUUUGUUUACAUCAAUUAUAAACAUGAUUUUCAAUUCCCAACUUUUCACAAAUUACAAAAUAUUAAUUUUGUAAUUCAAUAUUCUAUUUUUAUCUCUUCGAAUAUUGUUGGAAACAAAAAAGUUUUAGAUCAUGUCGAAAUUAUUUUGGAAGAUUCUCGUGCAAGUGUUCUACUGCAAACAUUUAUAGAAACAUUUCGAAAUAUUGUUUGUGAAUUGUUCUUUUACAAAUGACUGCGGAAAUAUUAGAGAUCGUCGUUAAACUACGAUUCAUGAAAAUUAGCGUUACCCUUCCGAAACUGAGCAACAUUAAAAAAUACAUGUAUGAAGAUAUGUCAAAUGUAUAUGUGUAUAAUCAUUGU